Molecule: messenger RNA, 1620 nt
Organism: Exophiala spinifera
Lineage: Eukaryota; Fungi; Ascomycota; Eurotiomycetes; Chaetothyriales; Herpotrichiellaceae
Exons: 1
Coding region: 1-1620 (539 amino acids)
Source: RefSeq, a predicted model, not a curated record
AUGUCAAACAAUGUCUCAUCCCACGUCGCAACGCGUGUCCCGACCGUCGAUGGUGCCUUUGGGGAUCCUUAUGAUCACGAAAUCGCCUUGAUCGACGCCACCGAUGCCGCGGACGCCCCCAAGCAAGACGGACCUCGACCGAGUUCCUCCAGCAAGUUGUCAAAGGUCCCCACCCGGGGCUUGGUCAAAGAUCAGCUCGUCAAGCGGAAAUAUGCCAAAUGGCAGGCGGAGCGCCUGGGGACGCAGUCGAGCUUGGACGGCCCGGACGAGGCCAGGCCAACCCCCGGGGGCGUAGAAGGUGGCGACCCCGCCCAGCCGACAGACACGGUGGAUUUCGCUCACGACGGUGCGGUCAACCGCGGUCAAAAGAGUGCGGAAAAGAGACGGCGAGAGUCGAAGCGACUCAAACACCAGGUUCAUGAGAUUGACAUCCUAUAUGAGAACCAACGCGGCUCGUUCUUCUGCGGCAUCCCGCUCUACUCCCACUCCUCCCUCCUGCCCGUCGACCCCGGACCGUGGGUGAACAAGGACUUUCACGACUCGCCCGUCAACAUCACAAACGCCCAAGUCCCCGAUCCGAGCUGGGAAUGGGCGUGGAAAACUUGGUACGUGGACAUGAGUCACGACGUGGACGAAGAGGGGUGGCAAUACUCGUUUUCCUUUGGACGCAACUUUUCCUGGCACGGCACGCAUCCCUGGUUUCACUCCUUCGUCCGCCGCCGAAGGUGGCUCCGGAAGAGGGUCAAGAGGGACGACCAGACGCGCCGGGACCGGCCGGGGAGUCUGGGCGCCGCGCACCACCUCGCCGGCGAUUACUUCACGAUCCAUUCGAAACGCGACCGGAGCCCGGCGAGCGUCGACGGGACCGCCAAAACCGCCCGCCCGGCCAGCUUUCUGAGCUACCAAAGCACCGUCGAGUCGGAAGGCCCUCCCGAGGACAUCAAGGACAUUGCCAGUCUGCUCAAAGCGCUCAAGCUCGCCACGGUCGACCGGGAAAAGAUCGACGUGGUCAAGCGCUUCGUCAACCAGGCCGGCGACGAACUCCACUACCUGGGAGAACACAUACCGGACGUCAUGUCGUUCCUCGUCUUCCAGAACUCGCGGACACAGUUGCUCGCCCAUCUUAAGAAGACGGCCGACGACGCCCGUCGGCACCGGCAGAAGCACGAGGACGAGCGACGGCCCGAGGGCGACGAGGAGAGUCGCCGAAUCGACCAUCUCGUCAAGGCGGUCGACGCCGCCAACGCCCAAAUCGGCGGCCUGGAGUUCUGGAGCGACCGGAAACACGUGCUCAAGAUCUCCGACGACAACGCCCUCGAGACGAGAGCCAUCGCCACCAUUUUCGACGCUCCGGCUCCCCAACCCGAGGUGGAUGCAGAUCCCGUCAAGGAAAUCAAGGGCAUUCCCAAAUCUGCCGACUUGAACGGAGACAGGACGGCAUCGGUGUUCCGUCAGCAGACGUCGCCGGUGGACGAACGCGAGAAGGAGAAGCAGCAAGACAAGGGCAAGGGCCGAGCGAGGGACCCCGACAAUGAGGAUGACGAGGUCGAAGCCGACUUGAAAGCGACCUCGACUCCCCGACUGCGGCCAGAUCAACUCCUCGUCCCGGACCCAGAUUAG